Messenger RNA from Pseudopipra pipra, 3135 nucleotides. RefSeq names its product solute carrier family 25 member 48 (gene SLC25A48). Gene Ontology annotation, biological process: transmembrane transport. The record is from RefSeq and is a predicted model, not a curated record. Gene Ontology annotation, molecular function: transmembrane transporter activity. NCBI's taxonomy places the organism in Eukaryota, Metazoa, Chordata, Aves, Passeriformes, Pipridae. The transcript is spliced from 7 exons. Gene Ontology annotation, cellular component: mitochondrion. The coding region runs from base 111 to 974 and encodes 287 amino acids.
GCGGGCGCGGAGCGGCGGCACCGCGGGGACCCCGCACGGCGGCGGCACCGCCGGGGACCCCCUGAGCGCCGGGGACCCCCCGAGCGGCGGGCCGGGUCUGGCGGGGCACAAUGGGGACCCUCCAGCUGCAGGACUUCGUGGCCGGCUUGGUGGGAGGAAUUGCCAGUGUGGUUGUGGGCCAUCCCCUGGACACGGUCAAGACUCGUUUGCAAGCUGGACAAGGAUAUGGAAAUACACUCAAGUGUUUUCUCACUGUGUACAGAAAUGAGUCUGUGACUGGCUUCUUCAAGGGCAUGUCCUUCCCCAUGGCCACCACAGGCCUGUACAGCUCGGUGGUGUUCGGGGUGUUCAGCAGCACGCAGCGGUUCCUGGGCCAGCUCCGCCACGGGGACGUGGCUGCCGCGCCCUCGCUCGCCGACAUGACCGUGGCCAGCUCGGUGGCAGGGUUUGUCUCCGUGGCCAUUGGCACUCCCGUGGACCUGGUAAAGAUCAGGCUACAGAUGCAAACACAGCCCUACAGCAAAGCAGACGUUAAACUAAAGCCCACAGCUCCUGGAUCUCCUGUGUACCGAGGCCCAAUCCACUGCUUUUGGACAAUCCUACAGAAAGAGGGGAUAGCAGGAAUCUACCGAGGCACAGUGGCAAUGCUCCUGAGGGAUGUUCCUGGGUACUGCGUCUACUUCAUCCCUUAUGCAGUUUUCUGUGACUGGGCAACUCCUGAGGGAUGCAUUUCUCCCAGUCCCUUCUCUGUCUGGCUGGCAGGGGGUGUAGCAGGAGCCAUUUCCUGGGGAUUAUGCACUCCAAUGGAUGUUGUGAAAAGUCGACUUCAGGCAGAUGGAGUUUAUUUAAAUCAGUACAAAGGGACCCUUGACUGCAUCUUGCAGAGCUACCAGAACGAGGGCUUAAAACUGUCACAGGAGCCUGUGGUCUGGUUCAAUUUUUGCCACUGGGUGAAGAAAGUCACACUGAUGUGAAGCACAAGCACCUGGAGAGAUGCUGAGGACUGUCCAUGGAGGGACAGGGUGCCCAGGCUCUUCAUUCCAUUUGGUGUGCACUUACACUGUAAACACAGGGUGGCUGAAAAGGGCCUUUCCAUGUGUUCUCCCUUCUCUCUCCAUCCUCAUCACCUCCUUGUCCUGCCUGAAUAUUAACAGCUAUGGUGCUUGGGGGUUUUGGCUGGAGGUCUGAGCUGCUUGCAGAUUUUGUGCUGUCACACCUGGCACCCACAUCAAAGCCAACAACAGGAUUGAGCAAUGGCUGAUGGCAAGACUGGAUCCUGCUCUUGUGAGGAAAACCUUUUGAAAUGUUGGGAGCCACACAGCUGACAAACAGCCAGCUCAGGGCUGGAUGUUUUCAUUCUGGGACAAAGGAACACCACUCACAGUGCUCCAAAUAAUUGCCUGAUGCACACAAAGAAAUGUAAAUAUAACACUUGUCUUUUUCCAUAGCCAAGUGUGUUCAUUCUGAGGAGAGAAAUUUAUGCCUCUGGGCUUUUCAUCCUAAAUCUUCAUUAUUAUUUAACUUGGUUCUCUUUUGUUACUUUAUGGGUCAUUCCAAAAAAUUGAAUUUCCUCCCAGAAAAUUCUCUUUCCUAGCAAAAUAAAACAUCCCAACAAAUCGAAUAAUAUCCUACAUAUCCCAGUGCUGCAAUUUCACAUUGCAAGGUCCAUCCUAAACUAUGUGAACACAUUUUGAUCCUGCCUCAAACAAGUCAGCACUGUGCUCUGGACUUAUUGGAUACAAGAUAUGAUGGUGUUUAGUAGAGCUCAGUAAUUUCAGGGGAAAGACUGGCUAGACUCUUAAAUCCAUGGGCUUCUGGUUUUGGAGCCAAGAUCUUCCACAGUUCCUUACAGUAGCUGUGGGAACUUUGCUGUUGUAAAGCCUGGAAAGGGGCUGGAUUGCUGAUGUUCCUUUUCAUAUCCAUUCUGAACUGGUGAUGUUUAGAUCAGUGACCAGGGUGAUGAGCCUGGGUGGUGAUUGGAGUGAUUUGUGAGAAACAGGCCAGCAGAAAUACUCCCUGCAACCAUCAUUCUGUGACCAGGCUCACCCCAAAGUGGGCUGUGCACACACCAGGGAAUGGUGUUUGUGGUGAGGGGGGUUCAAAGGGAGAUGAGUCAAGGCCAGGAGCCAGGAGUGACAAGACCCCUCUCCACUUUCCAAAGGCACUUUACUGUUCAAGAACUUAAAAGCUGCAAGGUCUUUCUCUCUUGUACAUGCCAGCACCUUUUAAAAAGUUAUAUAUUGAGCAGAAUGAGGAAAUCUGGCCGAUGGUAUUUAUUAUCUUGAUGAGAGAAAGCACUGGGCAGUGUAUGGGUACCAAAGGUUGACCUUAGGAACACUCCUGUGAAAAUAUCAGCUUCUACUGAACAUUUUUCCCAAAGGUGGUGGUGAGAGCUGGUUCUCAGCAAGGUACAGAGUGAGUCUAGUUUUCUGCUGAUUGAGAAAUUCCUUCUAUGCUCAAAGGUGAAACCUGAAAACCAGUCCCCGUGGCUCAAUGCCCACACCAGCAGGGCUGGCCCACGGCCACACUGCUCCCUCUGCACCUGCCAAACACCUUCUGUGCCCACAGACCCAGCCCCGGGGGCCAGAGAAUUCCCUGCAGGAAAACAACAGCCUUCUUGAACCCUGGGCUUUGCAUGACCCCCACAUGCAAAGGGAAGGAAGGCCAGGUUGGACAAGGCUUGGAGCAAUGAGGUCUAGUGGAAGGUGUCCCUGUCCAUGGCAGGGGGUAGGAACAAGAUAAGCUUUAAGGUAGGUCCCUUCCAACCCAAACCAGUCUAUGAUUCUAUCAUUCUGUGACUGUACCAAGGUGGGACAACACUGGAAGAUGUUUUAGACUUCUUGCUUUCUGUUCUACACCAGUGGCAUUUUUCACCCUUCAGCACAUGUAGAUCUUGCUGGUAUGUACAGAUGGGGGUCUGUGGGGAGCACAGAGAACAAUGACACCAAACCAGGGACUUUUACCAUUGCAUUUCCACUCUCCAGUGCAGACUUCAGCCAGGACCAGCAGUGAGAGCGCAUCUUCCAAGCAAACCAAGAUGUGGUGCUUCAGAAUCCCACCGUGACUUCACUCAAUGUUUUCUUCCCCUUCUUAAAAUAGCCAGUUUGUUCCUAUGCUCUAACCUUUCUCCAUCCC